GUAAUUUCAUAGUUAUUUAUCAAUCAGAGCAACGGAUUUUGGUUCGGUUACAUGAUUAACCGGUCCGAAAUCCGUUUCCGUGAUUUUUUGACGUUUAGCCGCCUAACAGAUUGAGUGAAGAUUCACAUGAAAAGUGCUAAAGAAGAUCCCGGUAUAGGCCAUUACUCGCUUUUCUCUUUCUCUCUCUCUUUUUCCUCUCUUUUAUAGUCUUCUCCUGAUAUAUUAUAAAUAAAAAUGGCACCUCUUCCUAGUGGACCUAUCGAUCCUAACGCGCCCGUUCAACGCAAAUCCGUAUCAUGGAACAACUUACUUCUUGGAGCCACCCUCAACCUGUUUGAAGUAUCUACGCUCGGCCAACCCUUUGAAGUGUUAAAGACACAGAUGGCAGCCAACCGUGGCCAAUCUAUGGCUACUGCUGCUAAGGCUGUUUGGCAGCGUGGCGGUCCAUUGGGCUUUUUCCAGGGCUUGAUCCCAUGGGCCUGGAUUGAAGCAUCGACAAAGGGUGCCGUACUUUUGUUUACGGCCUCUGAAUUCGAAUAUCGAUCACGCGAAGCUGGUGCAUCUCCAUUUGUGGCUGGUCUUGUUGGAGGCAUGACGGGUGGUAUCGCUCAAGCCUAUUCGACAAUGGGUUUCUGUACAUUCAUGAAGACUGUUGAAGUGACGCGCCACAAGUCAGCUGCCAAGGAAUCUACAUUCAAGGUUGCUUCGGAUAUCUUUAAGCGUGAAGGCUUCCGUGGAAUCAACAAGGGCGUGAAUGCAGUUGCUGUGCGUCAAUGCACAAACUGGGCUUCACGUUUUGGUUUUGCACGCUGGGCUCAGGAUACCAUUGUGCGCGUUCGCUAUGGUGAAGAUUCCAAGAUGAAGCCCACUGCUGUGGAUCGUGUGCUUUCGUCUAUGGUUGGUGGUGCUCUCUCAUGCUGGAAUCAACCGAUUGAGGUCAUUCGUGUCGAAUUACAGAGUCAAAUCAAAACACCCGGCCGCCCUGAAAAGAUGGACAUUGCCUCGGCAGCCAAGUGGAUCUACAAGAACAGUGGCGCAAAGGGCUUCUAUAAGGGUGUUGUACCGCGUAUUGGCCUUGGCAUGUGGCAAACGGUCUGCAUGGUCACGAUCGGUGACAGUCUUCGUGAAUACUUUGGCACAAACUAGACGAUAUGGCAAUAAUAGAGCUUUCUUUCAUUCUCCUCUGCCAUAUAUUUUUCUGCACGGUUAAAAUACCAGCAUCUUUUCAUAGAUAUUCCAUUCACAAACAUUGUCAAAUGAAAAAAGAGAACCAUUAUUGAACCAUGCUACGCGUGUAUAUUUUAAACUCAUGGAAGAUUAUUACGUACCACAAUUGAUUAAAAGCAUAUUACUGGGCUCGCUAGAGGAGUGCUAGAUAUGAGGUCCCAAAAUAAUGAUAAGCACAGUCUUAAUAAUUGCAAUGUGCAUAUUGAAAAAUAGAUCUGUGCAUGAUAUGCAGCGUUGCUAAACAAAUGCUGCAAUGUCAUGCAAUAUUAAGUGUCUGAGCGGGAUGGCGGAACCUUUUCGGACCGAC
Zychaea mexicana is the source of this 1534-nucleotide messenger RNA. Its product is annotated as mitochondrial carrier domain-containing protein. Gene Ontology annotation, biological process: mitochondrial citrate transmembrane transport; alpha-ketoglutarate transport. The coding region runs from base 235 to 1146 and encodes 303 amino acids. Lineage: Eukaryota; Fungi; Mucoromycota; Mucoromycetes; Mucorales; Lichtheimiaceae. Gene Ontology annotation, molecular function: tricarboxylate secondary active transmembrane transporter activity. Gene Ontology annotation, cellular component: mitochondrion. The transcript has 6 exons. The record is from RefSeq and is a predicted model, not a curated record.